Messenger RNA from Corvus hawaiiensis (hawaiian crow), 14054 nucleotides. It is a transcript of the gene HFM1, whose product is annotated as helicase for meiosis 1. Gene Ontology annotation, molecular function: ATP binding; nucleic acid binding. The coding region runs from base 2114 to 6436 and encodes 1440 amino acids. The record is from RefSeq and is a predicted model, not a curated record. The transcript has 39 exons. Lineage: Eukaryota; Metazoa; Chordata; Aves; Passeriformes; Corvidae.
CCGGCCUCCAUUUCGCGCCGGCGGGAGCCCCGAGCCCCGGAGCGGCGAGGGAGGGACGGCGGGAGCCCCGAGUCCCUGAGGGAGCGCCGGCCGCGCACAGAGCCGGGGAGGAGCGGGCCGCCAUCGCCGCUUCCCUCCGGCCCCGCUGAGGCUGCUCAAGCGCGCGGCCUCACCGCGGCCGCCAUUUUGCGCAGUAGUAGCGGCGGGAGGCGCUGUUGGUGAGGCGGGAGCGGCAGCGUUCUCCUUCCUAAGCGGAGGGAGCGGGAGCCUGGCUGUGAGGGGCCUCAGGGUCCCGCGGGAGCCGGGGAGCAGCGCAGGGAGCUGGGGAUGCGCUCCGCGCCUUUGGGGCACCGGGCAGUUGCGGUUGUUUGGGUCAGCACCCCUGAGGGUUGCGACCUUCCCUUUGGGCCCCUGGAGAGAACACUGUGAUUAAAUACGUGGUCUGAGGAAAGGUUUUGGUUUAGGAGGAAGUUGCAAAGCAAAGUGGCUUCAAAACUGAGCAAACGCCCUCAUGGGCUGCCGUGUUUGUCUGUAGUAAGGUGUUUCUUAAAGCAGAUACAUGAGAGAGGUCGUUCACAGGAUUUGGCAAGCGCCUCUUAGUAAAUGUGAAUCAGUGGUCUGCGCUGCUCCUGCAAACACCUACUCCCUUAUUCUGCCAUCUGGAAUAUGCAUUUUCCCUGUGGAAUCCAACAGCAUUGAGCGCGUGGAAAAGAUGCUUUGUUUCCUUGCUAUCUUGGAAACGUUUUGGGCUGCUCCCCACCACUCCCACCCCUGCCUUUUUUGCUUUCUUCUUUUGCUUUAAAAGUCUGAGAGACUUUUUCACUGUUUCCUAGCUGAAGCAGGUGGGUGAAUGCAGAGCUGCAUAGAGUGCAUUUCUUUUAGAUUUCCAGUCUUGCAGAAUGACCAUGACAUCUCUUUUUAUUUUUUCUUUUACAUUAUCAAGCAAUUGGGAUUAAUAGAGCUAGUCAAAGAAUAAAUGACACGUAGAGAGCAGGGGCCCCAGAGAACAAACAUUGUGUAUAAUAAGGGCUGUUCAAGGAUGGUAAUCAUAAAUCCAAACUAUUUAAAUGGAAGUUGCAUAAUCAUAGAUUGAUGAUUCCCCACCUGAGGUAGGAAAACCAUUUCAUACUGGUGUGCAGUAUUUACACCUCCUUGAACCUGAUGGAGCAGUGGUUAUUCACUUGGAUAGGCACUAACACAGAUUAUUACUACUUCAAUAACUGUGACUUGAUUAGUGCUCCUCACAGAUACUUUCUGCUGCCACUACUGAUACCAAGCCUGAGAGCUCCUGCUUUAGAUUACUGACAUUAAAAGCAUGUGAAAACAUGGUGGCAAAAUGAAACACCUUUGUUGUACUUUUCUGUGUGAUUUCUAAAUUCUAGAUUUAUUAAUGUGAAGGGGAAAAUGGCAAAACCUGGCGGGGAGGGGGAGUGGCAGAAAUUAGCAGAAGUGGUACUGCAGGCUUACCAUGUGUAGAAGGGGCAUAGAUUUCUUUGAAGUUCUUCACUGUGUUCACAGACAGUUUUGAAUACAUGCUCUAUAUUCUCCUGGUAUCGUAAAAUGUUUUUUAUUUUAAAUUUGAAACCUUGCUCUGGAAUAUUUGAAGAUUUACAGAUUCUGUAAAAGAAAAAUACUUUUAAAGUUUUUGAUUCACAGCUGACAGUGUGCAGUAAUUAAGUAAACCUGAAGCCUAUUUGCAAAGCACUCUUAAAGAUCCCUUUCAUAGGUUGCUAAUGAGAUGCUGGAGUAGAAAAGAAGAGUCAUCUUUGGUUUUGUCUCUGUAGAUAAAGAAGAAAGCUUUGCUUUGUUAUUUUACCUCCAGAGUUGGCCUUUAUUGAACUUUAUAAACUUCAUUUGUGUUUUACCAUUUGUUUCAGUGAAUCUAAGAUUUUUGACUCACAAAAUCAUUUGUGUGGUAUUCUUUUAGUAAUAUCCUUGUUUUUUAAAGUUGUCCUCAAGCAAAAUUAGGAGUUUUAAAACUUCUCAACAGAAACACAUAAAGAAGCAUUUCUAAUGUCUACAGAUGGUGCUAAAUGAAAAACAUUUAAGUUAGCUGGAGUAUUUUUAAUACUAAUGUAAAUAAUAAAUAAUUUAGAAAUUAUCUCUGGUCCUAAUGUUUCAGAACAAACCUGUUAACAGCAUUAGGGUGUCGGGCCCAUACUCCAAUUACCCAGGUAACAGUAUAAUUUUGUUUUGCAAAAAUGUGACAGACUGUGAUCAUAACAAAAACAAUUGGAGAAAAGACAGGUUCAAGUCUAGUAAUUUCAGUUUUACGGUUGCUUGUGCUGCCCUUAGAAGACUAAGAGACUUCCCAUUUGAUAUAAAAAUGUUCAACUCUGCAGACAUGGUCUUUUCACUGGAUAAUUUAUUUUAUGAAAAACCAGAUAUGAGACAAAGGUGUCUGGAAAAUGAAGAGCGUAAGACUUGGUUUAUUGCACCUGCUCCAGCUAUUGCUGAAAUUCCAGCUGCAGAGGAGCUACAGAGGGAACUGGAAGAAAACUCAGCCAGCACUCAUAAGGCAGGAAGAAAGCACGAGAAGUUUACAGAACAAUGUAAGAGUAACACAGAGGAAGUAGAAGAUAAAUCAUCGGCACCUGUUUAUUUUGGCAUAGCCCCUGAAAAAGAAGUCCUGCAACUAAGUCUAGGAGAAAGAGAUCAAAUUAGUUUUCAGCGUGAAAACAUGAAAGUGGUUUCAUCUUUUCUCUCUUCUGAUGAAAAUAAAUCUAAAAGAGUCAUAGAUUUUUCUCAGCGACCGCAAAAUAACGCAUUAAAUGAUUUUUUAGAAAACAGUGAUGAUGAGAGUGUCCAUUCGACAUUAAGAAAAAGGUUAUUUAAAAAGUCUGGCAACAUGUAUAAAAAUACAGAACUUAAAGCUGACUCUGUUGAUAUGAAAGAAAUUGGUACUUACUUAAAUACAAGUGAAAACAUGAAAGAAGUGACAAAAGAAGGUUUAUGGAGAAAUAAUCAUCAUGCUCCAAUAACUAAAGAUCCAGAUUUUACUUUGCAUAGGGUAAAUAAUGAGGAGCUUGUGUCUGAAAAUGGAAUUAAAAUUCAAUCAUUUUCUAAUGCUUCAGAGAUUCUGGAUAUGACAGGAACUACAGGAAGAAAAUUGGAAAUUUUGAGGGCUGUUACAGAAAUACCUACACAAUUUAGAAGUAUUUUUAAGGAGUUCCCAUAUUUUAACUAUGCACAGUCAAAAGCUUUGGAUGAUCUUUUAUAUACAGAUAGGAACUUUGUGAUUUGUGCUCCAACUGGCUCUGGAAAGACUGUAAUGUUUGAGCUAGCUAUUACCAGAUUACUCAUGGAAGUCCCACAGCCUUGGUUAAAUAUUAAAGUUGUUUAUAUGGCUCCAAUAAAAGCCCUAUGCAGUCAGCGUUUUGAUGACUGGAAAGAAAAAUUUGGACCUAUAGGACUGACCUGCAAGGAACUGACAGGAGAUACACUGAUGGAUGAUUUAUUUGAAAUACAUCAUGCUGACAUUAUUAUCACUACACCUGAAAAAUGGGAUAGCAUGACUAGAAGGUGGAGAGACAACUCUAUAGUCCAGCUUGUACGACUGUUUCUCAUUGAUGAGGUACACGUUAUAAAGGAUGAAAGCCGUGGCGCAACUUUGGAAGUUGUAGUCAGUCGGAUGAAAACUGUUCAGGCUUCUCUUUGGCGUCUGUUAGAGAGUCAUGACGCUGUUCCUCCCCUGAGAUUUGUAGCUGUUUCUGCAACAAUCCCAAAUACUCAAGAUUUUUGUGCCACAAGAAAAGGAGUACAGCAGGCUGCUUCUGUUCUUGCAAAAGAUGCUAAAUUUCUACUGAGUAUAGAACAGAAACAAAGAUUACAGAGGUUUGCAAAUUCUUUGAAAGACUCCAAACUGAGAGACCUUUUAACGUAUGGUGUGGCUUAUCAUCAUGCGGGUAUGGAGAUGUCGGACAGAAAAAUAAUUGAAGGAGCUUUUACUGUAGGAGACUUGCCAGUACUUUUUACUACUAGCACCCUAGCUAUGGGAGUCAAUCUACCUGCACACCUGGUAGUUAUAAAAUCCACAAUGCAUUAUGUUGGAGGAGUGUUUCAAGAGUACAGUGAAACCGAUAUUCUGCAAAUGAUUGGGAGAGCUGGAAGGCCUCAGUUUGACACUACAGCUACAGCAGUUAUUAUGACUCGUUGCAGUACCAGGGAGAGAUAUAUACAGAUGUUAAACGGUGCUGAUAUAAUAGAGAGCAGCUUGCACAGACACCUUGUUGAGCACUUAAAUGCAGAAAUAGUGCUACAUACUGUCACGGAUGUCAGUGUAGCUUUGGAAUGGAUACGAUCAACAUUCUUGUACAUUAGAGCCUUAAAAAAUCCAACUCAUUAUGGUUUUUCAUCUGGGUUAGAUAAAGUUGGAAUUGAAGCAAAAUUACAAGAACUGUGUCUGAAGAACUUAAAUGAUUUAUCAUCUUUUGAUUUGAUCAGGAUGGAUGAAGCAAGUAAUUUCAAACCAACAGAGACUGGAAGAUUAAUGGCAUGGUAUUAUAUUGCAUUUGAUACAGUGAAGCAGUUUUUCACAAUUAAGGGAACUGAGACUCUAAACGAAUUGAUUACUAUGAUCUCCAACUGCACAGAAUUUGUGGAUGUGAAGUUAAGAACAAAUGAAAAGAAAAUAUUGAACACUUUGAAUAAAGACAAAGACAAAAUAACUAUCAGGUUUCCAAUGGAGGGGAAGAUAAAAACAAGAGAAAUGAAAGUAAACUGUCUCAUUCAGGCUCAGCUGGGAUGUAUUCCUAUUCAAGACUUUACUUUGACACAAGAUACUGGCAGAAUAUUUAGAAAUGGCUUAAGAGUUACUAGAUGGUUAUCUGACUUUCUGGCAUCGUCUAAGAACAACUUUUCUGCUUUAUUAAACUCUUUGAUUUUAGCAAAGUGUUUCAGGUGCAGACUUUGGGAAAAUUCACUUCAUGUGUCUAAACAAUUGGAAAAAAUUGGUGUAUCACUGUCAAAUGCUAUGGUAAAUGCUGGGCUGACAUCAUUUAAAAAAAUUGAAGACAUAAAUGCAAGAGAACUUGAAUUGAUUUUAAACAGACAUCCUCCGUUUGGAAACCAGAUAAAAGAGUCUGUUUUGCACCUUCCAAAAUAUGAACUUGACAUUGAACAGCUUCCAAAGUACAGUGACACGUUGGCUGAAAUCUUAGUAACCGUCAAAUUAACAAAUUAUGAGCAGCUACAGACAAAGAGAACAGCGCCAGACUUUCACUAUGUUACAUUGGUCAUAGGAGAUGCUGACAACCAAGUCAUUUUUAAUCAGAAAAUUAUGGAUUCUGUGCUGCUGAAAACUGGAAAUUGGAUGAAGAAAAUUGAAGUGAAAAGAGCUCUUAGAUCAGAAGACAUUAGCAUAAAUUUAAUUAGUUCUGAUUAUGUUGGCCUUGAUAUACAGCAAGCAUAUACAGCCUUCUACUUAACACCAAAACCAGAGGGACAUAAGGUGGUUACAAAUCAAAAAUUGACAGCUGAAUCUACACGUGAUACAUGUUAUGGCUCACCCCAAAGUCUGCCAUCAGCAAAAGUAGAUACAGGAGGCAGAUCUAAACAAGAGAUUGCUUACAAGAAAUAUGGAAACAGAGAAUGCAACCACCGCUGUAAAAAUAAAGAUGUGUGUGGGCAUGACUGCUGUAAAACUGGCAUACCUCCAAAGUCACAGAUGAAUGGAGACACAAAGUUUUCUUUGUACCUAGCUGAUUUAAGGAGCAGGAACUCAGUUUCAUCUAUACCCCCAGUAAAACGGCUAAAGGUGCAGAUGUUAAAUCAACAUGUGGAAAAUGUGGAUCUCAAACAAUUUGUUUUUACACCUAAGUCUUUACUGCCAGCCUUGCCAAGGUCUAGCAAUAAACUGUCAUCUUCAUCACCUUCAGUGGACCAGGUAGAUAAUACCUUAGAAGUAUCUCAGAAACAACUGCAAUCCUGGAAUUGUGGAAAGAGUAAUUCUUUGAAUGUGGACUUUGAACUGAGAGAUGAUAUUUGGGAUGAUAUUGAUGAUGAGAAAUUGGUAUUUGCUAGUAAUUUUGUCAGUAGAGAAUUAGAUGAGUGUCAACCCCUCUGCCAGUAUACAACAAGCAAAGCCACAAAUAACAUUUCGAAAGAUUUAUGCACAGUACAAGAUGAGACCAAUAUUCAGAACUCAGAAGUUUCUGUGGUCAGUAGCACAUCAAGAGUGAAUUUAUCUGUACAGAACAGAAAUAUAACUUCGUUCAGUUUUCAAGAAAAAAAACAUUCAAGUCCUUCUCAAGAGCUAAAAAAUGUACAGUGUUCUGCCAUGUCAGAAAUAAUCUCAGACUCUUCUAAAUUCUCUAGGAAGGAAGAUUUUUUUAUUUUCACGAAAGAACAGGAAAAAGAAGUAGAUCCUAGAUGUCUUCUUGAUGAUGAAGUCAAUGAUGUCAAGCCCUUUCUUGGAAUAUUUGAUGGUAUUUUGUAAAACAUGUAAACAAAACACAUUGUAAGCGCUGGGGAAAAAACUUACAGUCAAUGUUACAGUGAAGGCUUCAGUUAAGAGAAUUUCAUUUCUGUUGUAGACCUGUUUAUCAGUAUCUGGAUUGCUGUGUAGAGUAUAUAAUAAUAAAACUGAUGUCUAGUUUAUAGAAUUUAUAGACUAUAAGAAAUAAUAUAUUGUUUUGAUAAGUACUUAAGUAUUUGUUUGUUGACCUUGCUGUUUUCAGGUUUAUAAAGAAAAAAUAUUGAAAUAUGUCAAAGGAGAAUAGUUCACGAACUGAAGGUGCUUUUAUAGAUAACAGAAAAUCCCAUAAGGGAAAGUAAGGGAUUUGUAGUAAUCUGUUUGUAGUAACAUGUCCUGCUUCUCAAGUAAUCUUUAAGUGAAUGAAAGACUCUUUCCUUGGAAAUUUCGUAAUGUUUUUUGGGUUUUGCUUUAAGUUUCUCUGAAGCUGAAUUUUUCAUAGUGCUGAUUCUGUGAAAUAAUUAGAUUUAAAAAUAGAAGUAAUAGAAUGAUAAAUUAUUCUAGAUUCUAGAUAUUCCUUUUGACAGUGCUAUGAAUGUGUUAAUAAAAAAGUGCAACUUAAGCAGAUAUGUUUCCAGAUUCUCAGCAAACCAGUUGUUAAAUGUCUGUAAAAAUAUUCUAAAACUCCAUUGGCUGUUCACUUUCAUACCCAAGGUCAUAAAAUGGACAUUCGUGUGUCCUAAUACAGAUUUAGGCACCAGGCAUUGGUUUUGGAUAUCUUCUUAUAGCUUUAGUAUUUGAACAGUAGACCUUGCAAGUUCAACAGUUAGUAGAAGAUAUGAUAUUGCCUAAAAUCCAAGAGACUGUUAAUUUUUACUGCUAAUUAUUCAAAAUGUGAGGAAUUAAAAUGUUACAAUCAUGUGUGGAACAUUAGCUGUCUGUUCUUGUAAUAUUGUUUGUGGUGCAACCAAAUGCAGCCAUGUUUUGCUGCACUACCAGGUUGUAAUUUUCUCAGCUAGUAACAUUUUACUUGACUGCAGUGUUUCCUUAUGCUUUUGACUUGAUAUAACUCUUUCUCUGCAUGAAAGAAUGGCCUAGCGUAAGCAGUCUCAAUACUCACCACUCAAUAUGUUUUGGACUAUGCAAAAGUCAGCAGGCCCAAGUUUAAACCUCACUUUUCUACACCUCAAGUAUUUUAUUACAUCUGGAAGCUGUAAUCCCUUUUUGUCUGAUUUUUUAAUUAAUUAAGCUUCCAAGCUGAUGUAACUCAGAAUUAAAUUACUACACUACUGCUACAUUUAGCCCAGCAGUCCUAGUCAUGUACACAUUACAGUUCUGUGUCAGGGUAAGAUGUAAGAAUGUGGAGUUUAUCUCCUGCCCAUCACCAUCUUCUGAUUUCCAUGGAAAACAGAUGCCUCCCAGGCAGAUACAGUAAUGUUUCUCAAAAGAUGCUUCGUAUAAAUGACAUGGGGACAAAAAUCCCAGGUCAUGCCCCAGAAGUGUUGACAUAGCUAUGGAGAGCUGUAAUUUCCAUUGUUUAAUUGAAUCGCAUUAAGUGAUAAACCUAGUUCACCUGGACACCCUGUCUAGUCACUAGAAAGAGGCAAACACUGUCAGAAAAUAUUUCAGAUUGUAAGUGGGCUGAAUUACUCUUUGGUGGAACUCCCCAAAUUACCUGUAAUGAGAGUGACAUGGAGAGGCUGGUGUGCUGUCAUUUCACAGGCAGGCUCACUGAAUUGCCUUUCUUGUGCACAUGAGAUGCCUGAAUUCCUUUAUCCAUCUAAGGAUCUAACUUUCCUAAGGUGAAUAAAACAGCAAAAGAUGGCUGUGCUUUGUUUCAGGUGCUGACCAAAUGCUAAAAGAGAAUAAUUAAAUUCAGCAGGAUAUCAUCAGAAUAUUUCACUAAGCUACUAACAAUGAGUAAAAUAUAGACUAAAGUAACUAAAAUCGUUGUUGGAGUCUAAACUGAUCCUUAUUUUUAAUUCUACAUAGAGUUGUAACAUUAAAUGAGUGGCUUGAGUUUCAAUCAAUGGGAUUGUGUAAGUAAUUCUUUGGGGAUACAGCAGGAUGCCACAGACUUUAGUCUGGGGAUGAUUCUACAAAAUUUACAUUAUAAAAAAUACUGUUUCCUAUAAUGGAGUAGUGAAAGAAAAUUCAAUGUGACAAGAAGUCAGAUUUUACUAUCUUACUUGUGUGAUUCUCCAUAAUAAAAUACAUGCUUAUACCUGCUUUUAAUUUAACUUCAACUUCCUUAUAUGCUUCCUUGUCCCAUCACACAUAUUGAUUUCAAAAUAUAAACUGAGGUCAACCAUAUCUGUGCCUGAAGAAAAUGCAAUAUGCACUCAAAACCCAUAAUCUUCAAAAAAUAGUGGGAAAAUAAGCGUAGUGUUUAAACAUGUUGCCAGACACAUUUGUGUAUAAGGUAAGUUUAUAGCAUACAGAAUACUGUAAAUGUAUUGUGACAUAAUUGUUAUUCUAGGGAGCAUGUUUUGUGCACAUUUUAAUUAUGUAGACUUUAUUAAUUUAUUGAAGAUUUUCAUGAGUUAAACAUUACAGUAAUUGUUAAAAUAAGAGCAGUUGCAACAAGUGAGACUCUGGUUAUUUGGGUUUAUUUUUACUUAGAUAUACCUUCACAGAAUAGUUAUGUGAGGUAUAAAAGUUGGUGCUCUUAAAGGCAGUCAGAAUAAUGAUAAAGAAUGAACAGAAGUCACCAUAUGAAACCAAUAUGCACAAAAUAGUUAAAAUCAGUCAUUUUGCAGAGCACAAAUGAUACCAAUCUAAUUCAUCAUUAUGACAGUACCAGUGGUACCUCUUCUGAAAGAAAGGGUGUCUUGCAUUAGCUCUUUAUAUCACCCCUUCUGCAUUUUAUGUAGAUGAGCAAAAGAGCUGGAUCACAUCAAUUGUUUUACUGCCAGAAUCUUUAAUUAUAUCUCUGAAAUGAGAUCCGUGAAUGCUUGGGGUUUUUUCCAAGCUCCUUUGCUUAACAGGGAAAUAGAAAAGAAGGGACUAAUCAGGGUAAAAUUCACUUCCUGCAGAGGGCUAAUAACACAUUGAAUUUUUGGAAGAUUUCCAUGAGAAUUAACUGAGACACAUAUGGUGUUUUCAGUGAUGAAGUUCAGCUUGACUGAAACAAUCAGAUAGAAAAAGGGCAGGUAUUUAUUGGCUGCUACUGUUCAGCUGAGAUAAGGGCCAACCUGGCUGAGCCAUGCUUCUGUGUUUGUUCUUGAAAUCUGUGUGACAUUAAAUUGUAUGAGUUUAAGCCUUCACUUUUCUGCCAGUGUUGUAACUCCUGGUCUCCAUGUGCUCUGGACGGGCGUUUGAGAUGGAAGGGGCUGGAGUAAGGACUGCACCUUUGUAAGCAAUAGGGGCCCUUGAGGCUCUUCUGUCGCCUGUCUGUCUCUAAGCAAUGCUGCUCUUCCCUCUGGUUGGGAAGUGACUGGAAAAGUUGUGCUGCUGUUAACUUACAGUCCUGCCCUGCCUGUCCUGCCCUUAGCAAGAGUCCCAGUCCAGACCAUUUAUAACAGUUAGGGAGAGUUGUUUCCCAGCUGGCUUUAGUAUGCUGCCUACCACACUGAAGCACUACGCUUUCGCUGCUCUGUGCGAAUGUGCUUUGAGCGAUGCCGAGUCUGUCCUCUUGUGCAUUUUAAACGGAUGAUUUCCAUGUGCCACGACGUGAGGGGUACAUCUAAUUGGUGGUGUGUGAAAGUGUUAAGAUGUUUUGCAGAAAUGCAAUAGAUGGUACUGGGUGGACAUACUUCAUGUAAAGAAGGUAUAUGUCCUUUCAAAUAUAAUAAAAGUGCCUAGAUAUAAUAACAAGUAAUUUCUUCCCAUAUUUAACAUAUACUGCGUGGAACUAGCAUGUCAAACGAACUGUCUUUUUGACUGAUGCUAGAUGGCAAUUUGUACAUUUUAGAGAGCUGAGCAUAGGGAAUAAGGCAAAACAUUUUGUUUUGAAGGCUUGAAGGGUAUUUUGUUUAUAUAAAGGAAACAAUGUUUCUUUUGUAACUGUGAAACUUUCUAUUAAAGGAUGCAUAUAACUUUCAAAAUAAAAAGACACUUGUAACUGUAAAUGGCUAUGAUACAUUUGCUGUUCCCCCACCCACUUAGAGGCAAAACCUAUUUAUGAGGCUUUAUUAAGUGCAAAUAAUUCCCAUGGCUUCAGCACAGAAGAAUCAGCUGCAGAAUAUAGUCUGAUUUGCAUAUAAAUGACAUGAUUUCUGCCUAGAAAAGUAUAUUGAAAAAUACAUAUUUCUACAUUGGAAACUUGAUAUUCACACAUAUUAAGGUCAGCUUGCGUAACUUGUUUUAAGCUGCUGCAUGCUGAUACCUGAUCACACUUCCAGCUAGAUUCAGGCUAGAUUCAGGCUUUAUCCUUUGAAAUUAUGGAUGUCUUUUUUUGAUCUAAUUAAGCUAUAAUGUAUAGAAAUAGAUUCCAAAACAUUUAUCUCAACAGUUUAAGCACUUAAAAGUGCUCAGAAUAUUCAUCAGUACAAGUGGAAAACUCCUAACUUGGCACUUUUCCUUAUCUUCAGUACUGCGAAUUUGUGAUGUGAGCAAAUUCCUAUUGUUUGGGUGAGACAGAAAAAGGCCUGCUAACUUGCUGUAGUCACUUUAAUAAAUGGUAGGAUAUAAUGAAAGUAGACAUAGAAAUAUUACUUUUUUUGUAUGCUUUAAUCUGUGUAGUAAGUAAUAUAGUGAACCUUGCCAUUGAACUCUGUAAAGUCAUAUUUUCACAGAUUCUUAUUAUAUCCUGCUUUGCCAAUACUUUUGAUGGUGUUUCUUUAAGCAGCCAAGCCACUUAUUUGGGACAAGUGUUCAUUUACUGACAGGCUCCUGCUGCUUCUUAGAUCCAUCCUAAAAUAAAAGAAAGAUGUUGGACAGACAGGCAUUAAAAGGUUUGGAAGAGACCUGACACACCUUGGUUUUCAAAUCCCUGCUGGCAAAGGUCUUAGUGAACUGAAUGCCAUUGUCAGAAGCAAUAGGUUCUCUGCUUAGAGAGAUUGAUUUGCCACAGUGAAUUGUCAUUAGUUUUGAAUGCCUCAUGGAGAGCUUGACACUGCCUAGUAAAGAAAAAGUGAAAGUAGUGCUAUCUAGAAACUUGGAUGUGUGAAUCAGAACCUCCUUUUUAGCAAUUUCUUUCAGUUUAUAAAGACUAUUAAUUCAUCUGAAUGAUAAUGAGGCAGUACAGUUUCUUACUAGAAUUCUUUUCCUGGUUGUGAUGUAAUAUUUUAGCUGUUGUAGUCCAGACUUGUUAGGUUCCUGGGUGUAGGAAAUACUCUUCUUUUAUCCCAGAGCUCCAUCCUUGCGUCUUAUGUGUUAUGCCUAGAAAAGGUUUUCUGUCUAGUUGGGAGUUUCUACUCAAAGAAUAGUCAUCCAGCAGCUGUAUCAUUUAUAAUUUUCAGUAUCUUCUCAAUGAUAAAGAUUUUAAGCUCUGAGGUCAGUUUGGUUUCUAAAAAUUGUACUAACAGAUGUAAAAGGUGCACUGACCAAAGCAUCAGCACAUUAUCAAAUAAUUUUAUUUCCAAAGUAUGGCAGCAGAAGUGCUAAAUAAAGUGUUGGCCAUGAAAUAGAUCUGCUUAUCUUGUGAUAUAUCCCAGAGAUGCAUUUCAGAGACUGGAGGAAAAUAACCUGUGUUAGGAAGAUAAGAGGUACAAGUGGAUCUCUCUCCCUCCCUGUCUCCUGGGUGUGAUUAUCUCAGACAACCGUAUUAGCAGAAGCUUAGACGCAUUCUUAGCUUCUGGAAUGGAUUUGCUGAAGUGACAGUGCAUACUGAGGAUAAUUGUAAAAAGAUGGGCUGUGUAUUCUGGAGGAAAAUAAAGUUGGCAGCUUGCAGUGGUGGAGCACAGCUUCCGAUAAGCAUGUGGUUCAAUAGAAAUUAGUCUCUGUCCAUAGACUUUAUAGCAGCUGAUCAGACCUGCUCUUUCAGUUCAAGCAGUUAAUAAUAUCUCAGCACUGUAGCUUAAGGGAUCCAAUUUUCAAAAUUAUUGUAGUGUGGGACCGAUAAAUUUCAGCACAAAGAAGGCAUUAUUCCAUAUAAUUUAUUUUAGAUUUCCAUCUAGGGUAUGUUCUGACACUCCACAUGAAAGUCAAAUUGUCCAUGUAAAAUGGUUUUCAGGUGAUAAGUUGACCCCUGGGGUUUUAGUAAAAUAAUAGAUGCAGAAUUCCAUCUGACUCUCCAAUCUAGAAAAACUAGUUAUCAGCUGUUUGAAGGAUUUGAUAAGAAAGGGAAAAAAAGAGAGAGCUUUUGUAUAGUGACAUUUUUCUCAUUAAUGGGGACAGUGUAAGAAUCACAAACUCCUUCUGGAUUUGGUAGUAAAUACUCUGCUGACGUGUUCCGGGAGGUAGCUGUUCUGUGUGAGGAGUGUAUGUGUCUAAUCCUCCACAUGCAUAUGGAACAAGGAAUAUUUCUAAUAGACAUGUACAGCCCUUCAAAAGAAGGACGUUUACUGUGCCAUCAUCUGGCCAUCAUUUCUAAAUGCAUUCCACCACCAGAGCCUACCUUGGCAGAAGUUUUGUGGCAGAAUGACUGUCUUACAGUGCCUAGAGAAAUAGUAGAAGAAUAACAAAUAUUUUUUCUGCCAGCAUUCUUCAAUAUUUAGUGCAAAACAAAUGGUAACCUGACAUGAGGUAUUAUUUUAAGUUCUUGUCUGAACGCUCUUAUAGGACCUGCUGUGAUUUUUUUCUAGCUUUGUUAUUUUAUUUAAUUGUAUUUAAAGAUAGUUCCUACUGUAACUUGUGACUUUACUGUCAGUUUAAGCAGAUCCAAAGUUGGGUAGAGGCUUUGUUGCAUUUUGUUUUAGUAGAUGGGUGUAUCUGCCUGUUCAUGCAGUACUAGGGAGUAACUGGGGAAAGGUGACAGUAAGAUAGGACCAGUCAUUGUGACAGUAGAAGCAACUUGCUUAAUAAAAUGCUAAAAGCAUGUUUAUGAUUAGUGUAUUUGAGUGCCUCUUUGAAUUUUGGGCAAAGAAAAUAUGUCCUGCAUUUAAAAAAGAACUGUGGUCAAGAAAAUGUGACUUUUCUACAGCCUAUGUAAACAAAAAGUAUUUUCUCAAAGAAAGACCCAAGUCUCUCCUCAGUUGUUCCUGAUGUUCCUGUACUUUCCCUGCUUGUGUGGGUGGUGAACAUUGAGCUCACUGCAGAAGUACUGUGAAUUAUAAUCUGUUGCUGCAACUUUUGCCAGUGUGAAGAAAGCUACAAGGAGGGCAUCUGUUUGCCUCCUGUGUUCUGGAAGGGGCAGACAUCUCCUCCUCUGAGAGGAAUAGAGCAGUGCUCAGGGAUGAAGACACCUGAUGCUACCAAGUUGGGUAGAGAAAGGAAAUGCAGUGAUCUGAGAUCUUGUAGGCAGUGUUGUGAAGGAGCUGGGAUUUUGCUCGUAGGACAAAGCAAAGCUCUAGAAGUGGCAGGAGAAAGGAAAGUUUCCUAGAGCAGGCUGAGUGGUGUCUGUGGCACUCUGUGAACCAUUUCAGAAAUGUUCAGAUUGGAAGGAAGACUGGGAAGAAAGAUUUACCCUGCAGUGACACAGUGGGAACAUUACUUUUCAAGCUUUUUAUUUAAUCUAGCUCUCCAACAGAUCAGACUCGUUGUGAUUUAAAGAACAAUUCUAUCCUCUCAUUCCAAUAAAACCUUCCUUUAUAAACCUGGA